Closterium sp. Naga37s-1 is the source of this 2082-nucleotide messenger RNA. NCBI's taxonomy places the organism in Eukaryota, Viridiplantae, Streptophyta, Zygnematophyceae, Desmidiales, Closteriaceae. The record is from the annotation of a GenBank genome assembly.
AUGUUCGGAAUCGACUUUAGCGCGUGGGUGCCGUCGCCGCCUCCGGAGCACGCGUUUUCAGGCACCCCCGCGGUGGUGGUGUCGCUAGUAUGCACGGUGUUCGCCGUGUUUCUCUCCGUACGCCACAUCGUCAUGCACCUCCGUAACUACACCGAGCCCACGUACCAGCGUUACAUCGUCCGGAUCAUCUUCAUGGUCCCCGUACGUACGCUCGCGCUUUGCUACGAGGCGUGGGGGAUCUACAACUUCCUCUCCCUCUGCCUCUCCUGGGUGGGCGGCUACGAGGCGUGGGUGAUUUACAACUUCCUCUCGCUCUGCCUCUCCUGGGUGGGAGGACCGGGCGCCGUGGUGACGAGUCUAACAGGGCGGCUGCUGAAACCCUCCUACCUGCUCAUGACCUGCUGCUUCCCGCCCAUCCCCCUCGACGGUCGCUUCAUACGGAGGUGCAAGCAGGGCUGUCUGCAGUUCGUGUACUUAAAGCCCAUCCUGGCGGCCACCUGCCUGUGCCUCUACUACUACGGCCUCUACGAGGACGGCAACUUCGCCCUCUCAGACGGCUACAUCUACAUCACCUGCAUCUACAUGGCGUCUUAUUCUGUCGCGAUUUACGCUCUUAUUCUCUUCUACGUCGCGUGCCGGGAGCUGCUUCGCUCGUUCAACCCCGUGCCCAAGUUCCUGAUGAUCAAGGCCGUGGUGUUCCUGACCUACUGGCAGGGAGUGCUGGUGUUCAUAGUGGCGCAACUAGGUUAUGUACACAGUGCAGAGGACGCGGCAGACCUGCAGAACGUGCUCAUCUGCGCGGAGAUGGUGCUGGGCGCGCUGGGCUUUAUGCUCGCCUUCCCCUUCAAGCCGUUCCUGCAGGCCAAUGUGGCCAUGAACGGCGAGCAGGCGGGGCUGCUGAGGUCUAUUAAGCAUGCCAUCAACCUCACAGACGUUGUCAGCGACACUGUUCACCAGUUCGCCCCCACCUACCAUGACUAUGUGCUCUACAGCGAUGGCACGGGGGAGACCCACCACUACCGCACACGCACCUUCGUGCCCUCAGGUGUGUUUCUGUUCGUUCAAGUGGAAAUUUGUUCCCUCAGGUGUGUUUCCGUAUCCUUACCACCCCUCCCGAUACCUCUGAUCGCAGGGAGGGAGAUGGAGUCGUGUCGGCGCUCGGCCAGUGGCAGCAGCCAGCCGCACCACUUCACAGACCUGGAGGCCCUCUCCACCUCCGACCGCCCUGCUGGGCCCACAGGGAUGGCCUCUCAGGGUGCUGCUGUUGACUCUGCUGAUUCUUUUCUCUCAGAAGCGCAGCUUAUUUCGACAGAGAAUGCAGACGGGAAACUGGGGAGUGGAGGGAAAGACAGUGGGGCUGCUGGGGGGGUGGGGGGCACGGUGGGUGUGGCGUUGUCUGGCGGCGCGUCUUUGGCUGCGAGGUUAGCUGCAGCGUUUUCUGCAGCGGCCGAUAUGUCGUCAGCGGUUGAUUCGACGGAAGCGAAUGAUCCCACGUCGGCUCCGCUGGGCUUCACUCUCUCAUCUUCGAGUGCUCCGGGGGGAGGCUUUGUGGAGAUGGAAGAAGAGUUGGAGCAGCAGCCUCACCACCACCAGCAGUUGAAACAGCAGCAGGAGUGGGAGCGGGAGGAGCGGGAGCGGGAGCAGCAGGGGCAGCAGGCGGAGGUGGGGAUUCUACGGGAAGCGAUGGAGAAAAUGGGGAUGGUUUCGCCACCUUCUAGAGGUGGGAUGAAGCCGUAUGGAGCUUCGGCCGAGCCUGGCGAUGGUGACGAUCCUACGCCGAUCACGUCGCGGAAUCCGAACCUGGGCACGCCGAAGCUGAUGCCAACUGCCACACCACCGCCACUCCCGCCUCCACCUUCGGCGGGAGGUUCGCCGGACCUAAGAAAGGAAGGUGUAGGAACACCGACCCUCGGCAGUGUGACAAUAAAGGGGUCUCCAUUUUCUGGAGGUAGGGUUUCUGAAAUGGUUCCCUUGCAAGGGAUGGGGCAAGGGGGCAGCACUGGAAGUAGUCCUGCUGUUUCAGCAGGAAUUGGCAGUGCAGGGGAGAUGGACAAGCUUAUGCUAGAUAUGGACCAACAAUAG